Messenger RNA from Schistocerca americana (American grasshopper), 1937 nucleotides. RefSeq lists its product as uncharacterized. Gene Ontology annotation, biological process: regulation of proteolysis; proteasome-mediated ubiquitin-dependent protein catabolic process. The transcript is spliced from 6 exons. Lineage: Eukaryota; Metazoa; Arthropoda; Insecta; Orthoptera; Acrididae. The record is from RefSeq and is a predicted model, not a curated record. Bases 1 to 1908 code for a protein of 635 amino acids. Gene Ontology annotation, molecular function: ubiquitin protein ligase binding. Gene Ontology annotation, cellular component: cytoplasm.
AUGCAGGGCUGCACAAAGGAGCACGGCAGCGGGCUGCAGUCGGGCGAGCAGGAACCGUUAGAGCAGGCGGGGGUGGGGGUGGGGGCGGCCGAGACCACGCUUCCGCAAGAUGAAACUCUGGAGCGGGCGGCGUGUGUAGAAAGCGCGCAACCAACAUUCGCGGCUGCACUGAAGGCGCAAGCGGGCGCUAUGGCCCAAGUCACGCAGAAAAUAGGCGUACCGACUUUGGCAGUCGAAAGUGCGUCCGAACGGAGGGAAAAUGGAUCUGAUAGGACACUCCCUGUGGCUGUUCGUGAUAGCGAAGAGGCGCAGCCACUAUUACGCUUGAAACAGACGCAGAAUGACAUAAAUAGAAGAAACCGUGAGUUGCCAAAUCAACUGCUGCAAGUGAACGAGCGCGAGGCAGCCAGCAAAGCGCACCACGAGACACCGUGGUGUGGAUGGAGGCAGGCGGCCCGGCAGUGCGCACACAGACGUAGACGCCUCGCCGGCCGGCUCUGCCGCAGCCGCUCCCUCGCCUGCCCUGGGCCCAGCUGGCAACGCCGCCCCGUGACGUCAGCGCUGGGUGGGGGUAGCCGCGCGCCUCGGCUGUUUGUGCGGCCCAGUUCUGGAGUGAGGAGCGAGGCGUAUAGAACAGCGCGACGCGGUGCUGUCUGCUCGAGAGCUGCUUUCUAUCACUUCUCCGGGGGAAUACCAGAGGAAGAAUCGACUACCAUGGCAGCCGGCAAGGGAGUUCAGGAGAGCACACCUGCAUACCUGGGUGGCCUACUAGACGCUGGGGGAGGUAACAUGGUGACUUUGGCGGUGGGGGAGACACGGCUGGUGGCACACAGAGCCGUCCUAGUUACCGGGAGCCCCGUGUUUGCCGCAAUGUUUCGCCACGACAUGGAGGAGUCAGGCAGUGGCCUGGUAGACAUAAGAGAUGUGGACGGACCAGUGCUGAGAGAGCUACUGACAUUCAUGUAUACCUUCCAUGCCCCCCAGCUGGCGAGCAUGGCUGCACAAUUACUAGUCGCCGCUGACAAGUAUGGCGUGCUUAGCCUGAAGGCUCAGUGUGAGCAGCAGCUGGCCACAGCACUGGCUGUGGACAAUGCGGCGGCCACAGCUGUUCUUGCUGUGCGUCACUGCUGCCCUGGCCUCAGGCCGACCGCCAUCUCCUACAUAAAGGGGCGCACGCAUGAAGUGAUGGCAACGCAGGGCUGGGCUGACGCAGUGCGCACCCAGCCAGAAGACGUCAUAGAGGUCAGCAAGCUGCUCGCGGAGACACCAGAGUCCAGCGUGCUGGCCACUGCAGACUGCAGGCCCACCAGCACCAGCCACGGCACUCAGCCGCUCAGCGACUGCGACCGCACUCCCACCGCAGCUGCCCGCCAUACUCCCCCGCCACCUGACGACUCGGCCGUCUCCCGCCUGCGGUUGCUUUCUGAAGCAGAGAGAGGGAGGAGGCUGAUAGAAGCAGCCAAGGAGGGGGCGGUAGAGCAGCUGUGCAGGUUGCUGGCGGCAGGAGCGGACGUGGGGGUGAGGGACAGAGCGUGGUACAGCCGGACUGCCCUGCACUGGGCAGCAGUCUGGGGCCAUGUGGGGGCAGCCAGCUGCCUCAUAGGGGCCAGCGCGGAGGUCGACGCCAGGGGCAGCAGGCAGACGACACCCCUACACUUCGCUGCAGCAAAUGGCCACACGGCUUUGGUGCAGGUGCUGCUGGAUGCAUCUGCUGACCCAAAUGGCAGAGAUGACUUGGGGCUCACGCCACUACACUUGGCGGCAAGAUGGGACCAGACAGGGGUGGCGGUUGAACUGCUGCAGGCGGGAGCUGACAGUGUGGCCAGGGAUGGCGGGGGGAGGACCCCUCUGGACCUCGCCAUGCAGAACAAUGAGCAGCAGCUGGUGGAAAUGCUGCAACAACGCUGAUGUACAGCAUUAAACACCACAUAAUUAGU